Molecule: messenger RNA, 1416 nt
Organism: Glycine soja
Lineage: Eukaryota; Viridiplantae; Streptophyta; Magnoliopsida; Fabales; Fabaceae
Product: mitochondrial inner membrane protease subunit 1-like
Exons: 3
Coding region: 564-908 (114 amino acids)
Cellular component (GO): mitochondrial inner membrane peptidase complex
Molecular function (GO): serine-type endopeptidase activity
Source: RefSeq, a predicted model, not a curated record
UGCUUUCCUAGUCAGACGCUCGAUGUAGUGAUGACACUUCUCGCUACAACCAGACUUCAUCUUUUCAAAGGACAUUUAACUUGAAUCUUUAUGCUUUCCGCCCAAGUGUCAUUGAAGCAAGAUAUGUACUUAUUGUGGCGAGUUCUUGAUCAAGCUCUUGAUUUUCAGCUUUCAAAUUCGUUGGGACAAGGUGCAGAUUCGGUGUGACAACUCUUUAGAUUCUUUCACUUAUACCAUAUCAUUCUUUGUUGUUGCGAAAGUCCAAUAGCUAUGGUGAGCUUUAGUUUGCAACUCUUCAUUCCUUUAAACUCAAGAUUGCUUUUGUAACAUCAAAAUUUAAUAAACAUUAAAAUCUAUAUUUUUAUUUUCUGAAAUUAAUUUAUACAAGUUUAUUCACAAGAAUCAUAAAAAAACAAAAAUAAUUAAAACCAUGUCGCUCAUCCCCCUGUCACGUACUAUUCAUUCCCUUCAAAGAUUCAAGCUUUUCUCUCCCUCUUCGUGCUUUUCGGAUACCCUUUUGACCCAAUUGCGUGAUCCCCUGAUUGCAUGUCUAUGGGGUUCGCAUGCUCCCCACCCUCAAUGCCGCCGGCGACGUCCUUCUCACCGACCCCCUCUCGCCGCGGCUCGGUAAUAUCGGCCAUGGAGAUUUAGUGCUGGUUCGGUCCCCUCUGAACCCUAAGAUCAGGCUGAUGAAGCGCGUGGAAGGGGACAACGUCACUUACUUCGACGCUUUGCACUCUAAAGCUGCUCAAGUUGCAGUGGUGCCAAAAAGACAUGUUUGGAUUCAAGGGGAUAACAUUUAUGCUUCCCGUGAUUCACGGCAUUUUGGUCCUGUUCCAUACGGUCUUAUAGAAGGAAAAGUGUUUUUCCGGGUAUGGCCUCCUGAUAGCUUUGGGCUAGACCAAUGAAGAAAUUUUAAAGAAGGUACUGUACUUUCAGUUGGGUUUGAGAUGUCUGUUUUCAUCUUUUUUUAAGGCAUUUAUUACAGUCUUGAAUGAAUGUUAUGAUCUUUACUAUAGAGAAAAUGAAAUCUUUCAUAUGAAUUUCUGCUUAUUAUUAGAGUUAAAAUUGUCAGGUUUUAUGCCUAUUAAUGCAGAUGUUUGAAUGUUUAAAUUCUCAUGAUAUAAGGCUACCUCUCUUCUCCUGUCAGAUUUUUUCCUGUCUAUCUCCUGGGAAGAGGGAAAGUUGACUUUACCAGGUAGAUCCAGCUGUGUAAUUUCCGAGUAACUGGAAUUUGGAAAUAUCAUUUAUUUAGGGAGGAGCAAGAUUUAUGAGUUGUAGUGGAGUUGUGAUAGAGUACAGUAUAUGGGCCCUAAUGCUACUGGAUCAGAAGAUAAUGUGUUAGUGGGCUUUAAACAAGACAGGUCCAUGUUUUUGAGAGUCUAUGAGCAUAUGGAAAAAAAAAGAGAGAAAAAA